UACUUACUCUAUGCUAAUUACUGUAUUGUAUAGUUUACACGGACCCACACGGACCUUUACUUUGUAGAAAACAGAAAGCCGAAAAUAUCACAAGUCUAAAAAAAACAUUUGUCUCAGUUUUUCUUUUUAUCACUCAUAAUUGUGUGCAGUUGUUUCAGUUGUGUCGUCGAGGAAACCUGAAGCAAACACUCUGUGUGCUGUGUGCUCAGAGAUUGAUUAACUUCAGUAGAUUUAGAGACUUGAGCUUGAGAGCCCAUUCACUGAUGACAGACUUAGUUGAACAACAUGAAUUAAAUACUAUACAACACAAAGAAUUGAUGAACUGCACAACUGCACAUCUGAAGUGUAAUUUGACACAAACAACAUUAGGAGCUAACCAUUGUGACUUGUACAUAGAUCACACUGAUGAAGAGGAGCAGACAGCAGCAGAGGAAUCAGUAGUGGGAGAUGUUGCAACCAUUGUGGUGAAGAAAGAAGGCAGUUCUGACUCCAUGUCGAGUGCUGAUAACUUGGAACUGCCACUAGAAGAUCACUGUGUAUCCAAGAAGGAAUACACUAUAAGCAUCAAGUUAGAAGAGGAUCCACUGGCUGAGGCUGUGAGUGAAGCUCUUCAUAGAAAAGCAGCAACUUCCUGCACUGCAGUUGCAAAACAUGUGGCUGAAACAAAAAGUUGCAUAAAGAUUGAAAGUGUUACCUUUGAAUGCACAAUUUGUUUAGAGGAAUUUGUGGAAGAGAAUGCAUACUACGAACAUAGGAUCAUGCAUCUUCAAGUGAGACUGUUGUGCACUCUUCGACAGUGGUGGUAUAUGGCCUCUGUGGACGGACAGACAUGUAAAUGAGUUGUGUAUUUGGCAGGACACUGGCGGCGACGCUGCAUGUGAUGCAUCACAAGUGUGCGAGCCUCGUGCAGCUGUGAGCCGCAGCGGUGACUCACUUGUGCAGAACAAGUCAGUAUACAAGGACACUAGUGUCAUGACACAACACUGCUUGUGCACUACGUCCCAGCUCAGACUCACAUUCUGCUGCUGUUCCACAGGACAGGGAGUCAGAGGCUGAGCGAUGAGCCUCCCCCGGCUGCAGGCUGCGCUCCGGCUGUAGUCGCUCCACUGUCCGCGAGACUUGCGGCAAACGACGAGAGCAAAGUGCAGGCAACUGAAGAAGCAGGUGCAAUCCUGAAAAGCGAACAAAUCUUUGAAACUGACAUUGGUGAACUGGACAACCGAUCGUCUCCGAGCGG
Bicyclus anynana (squinting bush brown) is the source of this 1237-nucleotide messenger RNA. RefSeq lists its product as uncharacterized. The transcript has 3 exons. The record is from RefSeq and is a predicted model, not a curated record. Lineage: Eukaryota; Metazoa; Arthropoda; Insecta; Lepidoptera; Nymphalidae. Bases 264 to 839 code for a protein of 191 amino acids.